CGGAACAGACCCCGAGAGCAGGGCUGCAGGCGCCAGGACCGCGCAGAUUUCCUUUAUUAAAUCAAGAACAGUGAAUGGGAAAGCUUGUAUAAUAUCCCCGCUGCUGACUCUGUAGCAAAGGAGAGUAGUGUCCCGGAAGGAGAGCCUGGUUGUCUCGUCGUAAGGAGGACGGAGGCGGCUUGUCGACCACCAUGGCUGCAGCGACUGUCGUGGAGGCUGAUCGGGCGGCGAGCGAAGGCGGCGCCGCUUUCUCCGGCGUGCAGGCCCGCGGCUGGGAUGAGUCUCAGCUCCGAAAAUACUCCUUCACAACCAAGCCCAUUCCCAGACUGUCUCACACGGAUCCCAGAGCCGAGAUGCUAAUAAAUAACGAGGAACCGGUGGUUUUAACAGACACAAACCUGGUCUAUCCGGCUCUCAAAUGGGACAUUGCGUACCUGCAAGAGAACAUUGGAAACGGGGACUUCUCUGUCUACAUCGCAGAAAACCACAAAUUCCUCUACUACGAUGAGAAAAAAAUGUCCAACUUUGAGAACUUUGUCCCCAAGUCACAGCGAAUGGAAAUGAAAUUCCAUGAAUUUGUCGAAAAAAUGCAUAAAACGGAGGAAAUGGGAGGGGAGGAGAGGGUUUAUUUGCAGCAGACCCUGAAUGACACCGUAGGAAAGAAGAUUGUUGUUGACUUCCUUGGUUUCAACUGGAACUGGAUCAACAAACAGCAAGCCAAGAGGAACUGGGGACAGCUGACAUCCAACCUGCUGCUCAUAGGCAUGGAGGGGAAUGUGACGCCAGCACAUUACGACGAGCAGCAGAACUUUUUUGCGCAGAUCAAAGGCCACAAGAGAUGCAUCCUUUUCCCCCCAGACCAGUUUGAGUGUCUCUAUCCAUACCCUGUACAUCACCCCUGUGACAGGCAGAGUCAAGUUGAUUUUGACAACCCUGACUAUGAGAAGUUUCCCAAUUUUAAAAAUGUUGUUGGCUAUGAGACUGUUGUGGGCCCAGGAGAUGUGCUCUACAUCCCGAUGUAUUGGUGGCAUCACAUUGAAUCACUGUUGAACGGUGGAGUGACAAUCACUGUAAACUUCUGGUACAAAGGCGCCCCCACACCCAAGAGGAUAGAAUACCCGCUCCGAGCUCAUCAGAAGGUGGCCAUCAUGAGAAAUAUUGAGAAGAUGCUGGGAGAAGCGCUCGGAGACCCACAUGAAGUUGGACCUCUACUGAAAACGAUGAUCAAGGGGCGAUAUGACCAGGAUCUCAGUUAGAGCCCCACCCUUAGAACUAUUCACUAGACUGCUUCAGAAACUGUACGCGUGUGAAAGUGAGACUGCUACUUGUGUGAUACGCAUUCAGUCAGCGGAGCGUAUCACUGCAUGGCAAUAAGUGGCCAUCUUGAAACCAUCCUGCUUCAGCCGUCUCCGAGUGCCAUCGUCAUUGCAAACACAACAAUCACAGAAGAAACAUUUGACUAACGUCACAAUAACGUCGUGGGAAUUUUCCCCUACUUGAAAAGGUCUGUUUUCUUUUGUCUUUUGAAGAGAAGGCCUAAUGUGGCUUAAGUCCAGAUAUAUAUAUUUGUGUGAAUCAGUGUUCGCUCAACAUUCUCAUAAUUCAAGCUGAUGGUAUUUGGGUUUGCGUCAGUGAAAGGUGUAUGAGACCGCAGGUACCUUGGAAGCAACCUCAAUUUUUAGACCACUAAUGGAUGGGUCAAGGGGUAUUAGUGUGUGUGUGUGUGUGUGUGUGUGUAUAGAUAUAUAUAUGUAUGUAUACACACACACACAGUUGAAUACUGGUCAUUUACAUGUAAUAACAGUGGUAGCUUGAUUACUAAAUGUGGAAUGACCACACUGUUCUCCAUCUUUGUCACAAAGACAGCUUUACAACUGAUUUGGUUACCUCUAAAGAUGACAGGUCUUUUAAGUGUUUUCAGAAUAUUUGUAAUCUACAUUAUCUCUACUAAUAAUGCAGUUUUGGGGGGAGUGAUCAGCAAGUAUUUUCUGUUUCAAAAAAACAGUAUAGCCAGAGUAAUAAAACAGACGUACAAUCAUGAAAAACUGAUGAAAUAUGAUCCAAAAUAUGUGUGGGUGUAAAAGUUGGGCUCAUAUAUUCAACUCAAGGAAUAUGUGACUGCUUGCAGCUAAAUUAUUUUAGCUGAGUGAUUGCGUUGUUUUAUUUAUGCUCUUGCGUGUUUGAUUUGUAUUUCAAGGACUUUAUUGGAUGUGUUAUUCUGCAUACCAGUGAUAAGUGAGGGAGCCCUGAAAAUACAUUACAUACUGCAAUUUUCAUUGCAAAUACACUUAACUUUAAGAAUGAAAAGAAAAUACUGUAGGUUACUGGUAUGAAAUGGCAAAACUUCUCAGAGCAUUUAAAGGUUAUGUUUUUUUGGGAAUAUGAUGGUUAAAUUGUUAUGAGUGGUUUAGGUGAACUGCAUUAGUAGUAGAUUUAUGCUAAAAUGGUAUUAACUGAGUGAAUUAGCAGGAGCAAUCUACUGCAAUGUUGCAUAUGUAUCAGCCAUUGCAGGGCAACAUAAUGUACCAUGUAAUGGUCAGGUUUGAAGUUGCAUGUUAAGCUUUAUAUUGCUAGCUGGUUCAUGCACUAUACUGCUACAAUACAAUUAUUCAACAUGCUGCAUUAGAUGCAGUGGAACUGAGCUACAAUUAAGCUGCGAUGUGUAUAAAGGUCUAAUUCCAGUUGAAAACAUGCAAUUGCUCCUUCGAUUAUAGUGUAGGUCAACAAUCCUCAGAAAUGCACUUAUUUCUACUUUCAUGCAGCCAUAUUUUGAAGACCUUAAAGUGAGAGAGAGAACUUGAAAGAUGGUCGUUGCUUUGCAAGUUUUAAGCGCUUUCUUGGACUGUUGUAAAAAAUGCAUAUCAAACAAAAGGAAAGGAUAUGUGCCAAACCAACAUACAAAACAGUAGAUGGGUAUCUCCAUAUUCAGAGAGCAUUAUUUGCCUGUCAAAUUAGAUGAGUCAGUUAAGUGUUUAACCAUAAACUAGAAAUAUCUAAGCACUUAAUUCACCAGGUAUAUACAGGUUCUCAAGAGUUAUGUUCUGUCUGUUAAGGUUCAGCAUUUAAAUUGCUCAUGUGCAUAUCUGUCUAUUACAAUGUACACAACAAUGGAUCAGUGCUACUUCCUCUGUAUACAUAAUUUACCUGAUGUAAGACGUUUCAUCUCUCUCUCUCUAUUGCUAGAUUAACCUUGUUUACUGUAUGUGCCUUGCUUAACAAUAGCAUCGCACUAAAUGUUGCAAGAAGUUGAUUUUUCAAAAUUUAUUUUACGGUCAAAAUGUUUUCACUCUGGCAUUAAACAGCUUUAAAGGUGAGACUGACAAGGGUUUAUAGAGAUAGAGGCAUGUUUUCACUGAUGGAUGCCUGUUUUUUGUUUUGAAUAUAGAGUAUGUGCUCUCCUUGUUUCUCUCAUUAAAGUUUGUUUGCAAAGUUUUA
This is a messenger RNA of Thunnus maccoyii (southern bluefin tuna), 3435 nucleotides long. It is a transcript of the gene hif1an, whose product is annotated as hypoxia inducible factor 1 subunit alpha inhibitor. Gene Ontology annotation, cellular component: nucleus; cytoplasm. Gene Ontology annotation, biological process: negative regulation of Notch signaling pathway; peptidyl-aspartic acid hydroxylation. The coding region runs from base 192 to 1256 and encodes 354 amino acids. Lineage: Eukaryota; Metazoa; Chordata; Actinopteri; Scombriformes; Scombridae. The record is from RefSeq and is a predicted model, not a curated record. The transcript has 8 exons. Gene Ontology annotation, molecular function: ankyrin repeat binding; peptidyl-histidine dioxygenase activity; [protein]-asparagine 3-dioxygenase activity.